Molecule: messenger RNA, 3051 nt
Organism: Brassica rapa (field mustard)
Lineage: Eukaryota; Viridiplantae; Streptophyta; Magnoliopsida; Brassicales; Brassicaceae
Product: phosphatidylinositol 4-phosphate 5-kinase 9
Biological process (GO): phosphatidylinositol phosphate biosynthetic process
Cellular component (GO): plasma membrane
Molecular function (GO): 1-phosphatidylinositol-4-phosphate 5-kinase activity; ATP binding
Source: RefSeq, a predicted model, not a curated record
AAAAGCUAAAAAAGGUUCAGCCUGUGAUACGAAGGUUAUAUUCGUCUUUUGGUAUUUCUUUUAUUGGAAAAAAGAGUUUCUGUAAUAAGAAAGCUGUUAUUGUGGCGCUUACUGCUUUAGCUUCGGGAUUUGGUCCAAUCGUCUCUCUUGUACAGAUUGACCCCAAAGACCCCCAGAAGAAGCUCUGAAGAAGACCAAGAAGACAGAGAGAAAGAGAGCAGCUUUGAGUUUUGUCCCAACGAUUCACACAUCGUGACCUGGAACCUGAUUCUCACAUCUGCUUCUUUCUCCACGGAGUGCACUAGCUGAGACCACAUUCUAUAAUUCAUGUUUUGUUUGAAAGUAGCAUUCUCCUUGAAAGCUUUGAACGCCUCUUGCUCUGAGCGUUUGUGAUGCACUAAAGAUACUGGACGAGUGUAUCACCAAGAUCGAACUACAGUUUCUUGUUACCUAAGCUUCCGCUCUCAAUCAGUUUGUGUGCUUUAGAUUCAUUACAUGUCUUCCCUUGAAGUGGGAGGAGGAGGACAAGUUGCAUUCGCAGAAAGAACCAAAUCCGUUGAUGCACUCACCAAGAAAGAGAUCCUCUCCGCUCUAACCAACGGAGAGACCACCUCCGAACCUUCCGAGGACGCUAGGUUCAGAAACAGGGAGCUCUCCCUCCCCAACGGCGAGUCCUACGACGGCACUCUCCUCGGAAACGUCCCCGAGGGCUCAGGGAAGUACGCGUGGUCAGACGGUAGCGUUUACGUCGGCGAAUGGAGACGCGGGAUGAGACACGGCAACGGGAAGAUGAGAUGGGCUUCGGGCGCGUGCUACGAAGGCGAGUUCUCAGGUGGCUACAUGCACGGUACAGGGACGUACACGGACGCUAAUAACUUAACGUAUAAAGGAAGGUGGCGGCUGAAUCUCAAACACGGGCUCGGGUACCAAGUUUACCCUAACGGUGACGUCUUCGAAGGCUCUUGGAUUCAGGGUUUGGGAGAAGGGCCAGGGAAGUACACUUGGGGUAAUGGGAAUGUCUAUCUUGGGGAUAUGAAAGGUGGGAAGAUGUCUGGGAAAGGGACGUUGACUUGGAUCACUGGGGACUCUUAUGAAGGAAGCUGGUUGAAUGGGAUGAUGCAUGGGUUCGGUGUGUACACGUGGAGGGACGGUGGUUGCUACGUAGGGACGUGGACGCGUGGUUUGAAAGAUGGGAAAGGAUCUUUUUACUCGGCGGGGACUAGAGUUCCCGCCGUGCAGGAGUUUUAUCUCAACGCUCUUAGGAAAAGAGGGGUGUUGCCUGAUCUGAGGAGGCAGAGCCAAGUUGCUGCAGCUUCUUCGGUUAAUAUGGAGAGUCUUAGAGUCGGUGGUGGUGGUAACAACAAGUUAUCGAAAGGGAGUUUGAUUAACUUGGAGCAGUCACGCAACGGGAGGGUUUCUUUGGAGAGGAGGUGGAGUCUUGAAGUGAGUAUUGAGAAAGUGAUUGGGCAUGAUUACUCGGAUUUGGAGAGGGGAAGCGGUACUGAGGAGUAUAGUGCGAACAGACCGAUCUUGGAGCGGGAGUAUAUGCAAGGUGUGCUGAUCAGUGAGCGUGUGGUGGUAGACAACAGGUUUUCGCCUACUUCGAAAAGAGCUAAGAGGAAACAUAAGAGGCUUUUUAAAGAAGCUAAGAAGCCUGGGGAAGUUGUUAUCAAAGGUCAUAGGAGUUAUGAUUUGAUGCUCAAUUUGCAGCUUGGAAUCAGGUACACAGUGGGGAAAAUAACGCCUAUACAAAGGAGAGAAGUGAGGACAGCAGACUUUGGACCUCGGGCUAGCUUUUGGAUGAGUUUUCCUCGAGCUGGCUCCGCCAUGACGCCUCCUCACCACUCUGAAGAUUUCAAAUGGAAAGACUAUUGCCCUAUGGUAUUCAGGAACUUGAGGGAGAUGUUCAAGAUGGAUGCAGCUGAUUACAUGAUGUCCAUUUGUGGAAAUGAUACCUUAAGGGAACUUUCUUCUCCAGGGAAGAGCGGGAGUGUCUUCUUCUUGUCUCAGGAUGAUAGGUUCAUGAUUAAAACACUCAGGAAAUCUGAAGUCAAGGUUCUCCUGAGGAUGCUUCCAUAUUACCAUCAUCAUGUGAAGACGUAUGAGAACACCCUCAUUACUAAGUUCUUUGGCCUUCACAGAAUCAAACCAUCAAGUGGACAAAAGUUCCGCUUUGUGGUGAUGGGUAACAUGUUCUUUACAGAUCUAAGAAUCCACCGGAGAUUUGACCUUAAAGGUUCGAAGUUGGGACGCUCUGCAGACAAAGUGGAGAUAGACGAGAACACGAUACUUAAAGAUUUGGAUCUGAACUACAGCUUCUUCUUGGAACCUUCUUGGCGAGAGGGUUUACUAAAGCAACUAGAGAUCGAUAGCAAGUUCUUGGUAGAACAGAACAUAAUGGAUUACAGCCUUUUGCUCGGUGUGCAUCACCGAGCUCCAGAGCACUUAAGGACCCAGUUGGUCCGUUCUCGAAGUAUAACAGCUGAUGCGUUAGAGAGUGUAGCUGAAGAUGAUACAAUCGAGGACGACAUGUUAUCUUACCACCAGGGACUAGUUCUUGUUCCUGGAGGGAGUGAUAAUGUUGUAACUGGUCCUCACAUCAGAGGCAGCAGAUUACGAGCAUCCGCUGUGGGAGAUGAAGAAGUCGACCUCCUUCUUCCUGGAACAGCCAGGCUGCAGAUACAGCAAGGAGUGAACAUGCCGGCAAGAGCAGAGCUGAUACCGGGAACAGAAGAGAAAGACAGACAGAUUCUACACGAUUGCUGCGACGUCGUGCUUUAUCUAGGCAUUAUAGAUAUCUUACAAGAGUACAACAUGACCAAGAAGAUAGAGCAUGCUUACAAGUCUCUUCACUUUGAUUCUAAAUCGAUCUCAGCCGUUGAUCCUACUUACUACUCCCAGCGUUUUCUUGACUUCAUCGAGAAGGUGUUUCCUCAGAACAACGCAUAAAGAGAAAAAAAAGAGAGUACAGUUUAAUGUUUUUGUUUUGUAAGUAUUCUGUAAAACAGACCUUGAAGAGAGGGAAGUUAAGUAAGGAAACAGUUUUUUUUU